This is a messenger RNA of Gambusia affinis (western mosquitofish), 6712 nucleotides long. RefSeq names its product zinc finger protein 512 (gene znf512). The transcript is spliced from 17 exons. The coding region runs from base 2795 to 5266 and encodes 823 amino acids. NCBI's taxonomy places the organism in Eukaryota, Metazoa, Chordata, Actinopteri, Cyprinodontiformes, Poeciliidae. Gene Ontology annotation, molecular function: zinc ion binding. The record is from RefSeq and is a predicted model, not a curated record.
AAAAAAAAUAGUCAAAUCAAAAAAUAAAGGACAUAAUAUCAAAAAUAUCUGCUGGAUCACAUGAGGCAAAAAGUAGUUAAAAAAGCAAUCAGUGAUUUUAUUCUCUUUUAUUCUGGUCCCUGUUGUAACAAAGGUUAUAGAAAUUAUGAUGGAGAAAUUCAGGAUGUUAUUAACCAUUUAAUGUACAUUAGAAUAAACAGAGAUUCUAAACAAAAAGAAGAAAGCAUCUCUUAAGCAUCAGACCUUGUCAGAUGUUUGAACAUUUUAAUUUUAUUUGUGCUUCUGGUUUGUGAUCACUUUCUUAUUAUUUAGUUAGAUCUUCUAUUUUAGUUUAUUCUUUCUGUUAGUUUAUAUGUUUGUUUCCUUAGAUUAGUGCUUCUCUCUGUUUACUAUUGAAGUCAAGUUUAGUUAUUUUUCCAUGAAGUUUUCUCUGCUUUACUUAUGACUCAUAAUUUCCUUCAGUCUGCCAUUCUGCUCCCCUUCACAGCUGUUCCUUAUUUCCUUAUUAAUUUCUGCCUGUUCCCUUCACCAGCUGCAUCUACUCACCUGUGAUUAGCUCUCCUGGUUCUCAUGUCAUCCUCCUCAGUGUGUCUAUUUCUUCAUUUCUGCAUUGUUCUCUGUGGAUUCUCCACCUUUUCUGAGCAACUCAUCAGUUUCCUGCAACUGAUCAGAAACUCAGCGAAAGAUCAAUUUCCUGAUCUUUGCUCCUCAUCCCCACAGUUAUUCUACAAAAGUUCUUUGUUUUUUAUUUAUUUAUUUUUAUUGAAAACUUUGGCUUUUCAUUGGGAUCCUACCUUUUGCACAUCAUAAUAUAUUUUGUUAUUGUUGUAUAUUUGGCAGUUUUUUUGAAGAAAAACAAAUAAAUAAAAACAAAUAAGAAAAACAAAUAAAGUAAGAAGAAUGAUGUAAUAUUACAAGAAAAAAAGUUGAUUAUGAGAACAUAAUCAAAAUAAUAAUAGAAUAAAGUUGUAGUAUGAGAAUGAAGUUGUACAAGAAUAAACUCGGAAUAUUUUGAUAAUAAAGUCAGAAAAUAAAGUAGUAAUAUUACCAGAAUAAAGUCUCAAUAUUACAAGAAUGAAGUCAAAAUAAUGCAGGAAUAAAUUAAUAAUAUAUUCUCAAAAUAAAGUCAGAAUAUAUAAGAAUCUAAGUAGAAUAAAAUCUCUAUAUUACCAGAAUAAUAUAAUAACUUUAUUCUCGUAAUAUUAUGGCUUUAUUCUCUGAAUUUUACUAUUUUUAUUUUCUUAGCCUGGAUUGAAUACCCCGUCAUGCAAAUGAGCUUUUUUUUUUCUUACAAUCCAGGGUUUUUGUACAGAUUUUCAGUAUUUUGCAUUGUGCUUUACUUUAAUUCACAUUUGCUUCUAGCUGUAUUUUUUUUGUUUUGGUUUCCUUUGUUUUGUUUUUCUAAUUAGGAAAGAAAGUUAGAGAUUAGGUACGAGGCAGUUGUAGUUUCCCUCUGUUUUAUUCACCAGUUAGACGUCUUUAAUUUGCAUUUUGGCUGCUGUAAAAUGGAUCAUGGCUUCCUGGCGGUGUCCCAAUCAGUGGUUUAUGCUGCUGUGUGUCUGUCAGACCAGCUGAAGCCACCUGUUGACUCUCCUCAGCUCACUGCUGGCGGCGACUGCAAGCUUCUUCAUUACUGCUGACUAAGAAAGCUUAGCAGCUCUGAACACAAACCACAAUCCACGCUCUGCUCCCAUUCCCACUGAUCGAGUCUGGACACCAGCUACAGCUACAGCGUGUGAAUGCUGUGUUUUGAGGGAGGAUGCAGGUGGAUGGCUUAGUGUACAAAUCAAUUCAUAACAGAUUGUGUUUUUAUAAGAAAAAUAAAUAUUUAUUCAGACUCCUACAUCUUUUUGAUGUUUUUGCAUCACCGACUCAAAUGUUGUCCAGCAGUUCUGAUGUGAUUCCAGAGUACUUCUUGGUGUUGGAUUAUGUAUUAUUUUAAAGAAUAUUUUCUAAUCUUAUCUUCUUUCAAUGAGACUAUAUAAUAUUUGUAAGGUUCUUCAGAUGAAAAUGUCAGGAUCCUGGAUUGUUUGAGUUUUUUAGUGCUUUUCUUAGUUUGGUUCUUUCUUUGGUUAGUCAUUCUUUUGCAUUUUGUUAUUUUUCUGUUUGUUUAUUGUUUACUCCCUGCUCCUCUCUCUCUCCCUCAGUCUGCCUGCCUGGUCUCUCCUCUCAGCUGAACCUUGUUUACACUCAGCCAUGUGUUCGUGAUCCAGCAAUCAAGCUCCAAAGUACUAAAGCUGCUCAUUUUCCUUCAGUCUAUUGGUUCCUAGUGUUUUAUUCCUGCUGGUCCAAUGCACUUUUCCCUUCAUACUGCUGUGUUUGUAUUUUUUCAUUAAUAGUAUCAAUUCCAUCAUUUUUGGGGUUUUUUACAACCACAACAGAAAAUAAUUUAAGGCUUGUUUCAAUGUGAUUGUCAGUGUGACUGAUUGAUGUGUUGACAUUUAUAGUUAAAGAUCCUGAAAUCAGUGUCUUUGUUUUCAGAUGACCUCUUAACCUCUGGCCUUUUCAUGCGAGCUUGGAUGAGCACCAGUUUCUGAAACCUGCUUUAAAAGGCUUGUUCAGUCAUCCACACAUGAAUCCUCCAGUUUACAGCUGAUCUGUCUCCAUCUAUGGUUUCUACAAUCCUACCAGGGACCGGGCCUGUCCUUGAUGUUAGCCCGCCUGGCGGCUGCUCUGCCGGGGAAAAGGCAACAGAGGAGGCCGGACUGGAAGACAUGGAGGCUGGCCGUCCUUGCAGAGGGACUGGGCUGUAGGACGUGCUGAUUUCUUCAGUGGAGGGGUUGGCUCUCGUAGUAUGGACCCCGCCCACAUCGGAGGGGAUAUGUCACCUUUGUAUGUGCCGAGGAAAAGGAAACCUGUCCAAUCACAAGCCAGAAGUUCACCUCCAUGUCCAGCUGUUCAAAGGUUUCCUGACAGACGAGGUGAACUACAUCCGUUUGAAAAUCCAGAGGAAGAAGAGACUAAAGAUCACAACGAUGUACAGAUGAUAAGAACUUGCAGCAACAAAAGGUUAAACCUUUGUAAUAUAGCCAGGUAUGAAGACCUGCAGAAUGUUUCCUUGGGAUCUGUGGAUUAUCCGACCACCAGCUGCUCUGUGAUGUCAUCAGGUGGCCUGGCCAACGGCUCGGAUGAAAGGUCCAUAAACAUGCCUCCAAGAGAGAUGGGGAAGGACGUUUGGCCUGAAGGAUCGGAGGCAAGCCGGGAGCAGCCGCAGCCUGGGGAACAGACCUGGAGCUCCAGCAGGGAACGAGGCCCUGAAGCCUGGACUCCAGGCAGGGAAGAACCCCAAACAUGGAUUCCUGACAGAGAUAGAGGCCAUUCUGGACCGGAUCAGGCUUGGCUCACGAGCCAGGAGCAAGGUCCCGAGUCUGGAUGGGGGGCAGGGAGAAACCAAAGCCAGGAUCAGGCCUGGAACGGUGGAAGGGAUCCAGGAACAGACGGAUCCUCCGGCGGACCAGAGCAAACGUGGGGAAACGGCCGAAGCCAGGAAGAGCAAGUCUGGAGCGACUCAGACAGGGAACGAGGAAACAUCUGGAGACCCGACAUGAACAUGAAGAAGGUCCAGAGAGCAGAAGUGGAGCCAGGCCCUGCUGUAAAUAACUUCCUUCCACCACCAGAGGGCAGCAUGUCCUAUGCAGUCAGUGUUAGUAGGAGCUCAACUGUCCAAAUGAAUGAAGAUCAGAAACCCAUCAUUCUUCCAAUCAAGAAGGAACCUCCAACCUACCCUCCAGGAAGCCAAGAGGAGCGUUGGCAGCUCCAGAUUGUGGCCAAAGGGAGAGUGACGUGUCCCAAAUGUAAAAGUGUGAGCAGGAAAACUGUGGAGGGGCUGAAGAAACACAUGGAGAACUGCAGACUGCAACCUUUUACCUGUCAGCACUGCGGGAAGCAGCUUAAAUCCUCCACAGGGAUGAAGUAUCACAUCAUGGCUGACCACAGCAACCUGCCAUCAGCUGAUGACACCAAAGGCCUUGACGACCGCGCCAUCAAAGACAAACUGCGAAAAAUCCUGAAGAGACUCGGCAAACUGAAAUGCUCUAAAGAAGGCUGCACUGCUGCCUUCACCAGCAUCAUGGGCUAUGUGUACCAUAUGAAGAAGUGUGGGAAGGAAGAGUCUGAGCUGGAGAAGUUGCUGCUGAAUUGCUCCCACUGUGGGAAAGCAUACAAAUCCAAGGCUGGUCUGGAGUACCACCUGAAAUCAGAGCAUGCUCCUACGCCCCAGAAGCCUGAAGAGGACGAGGCCCUGAAGGCCCAGAGGGAGGCUAACCCAGAGCGGACGCCCAGCGGCAGAGUGCAGCGCGCCUCUGCACAGGUGGCCAACUUCCACCUGGCUGAGAUCGCCAACAAUGAACUGCCAAAGGACUGGCCCAAGAGGAAGUUUCAGUCAGACCUUGUGCCUGACGACAAGAAGUUGAAAUACGCCCGACCAGGCCUGCCGGCGUUCAGCCAAGAGGUGCUGAGAAAGUGGAAGAAUGAGGUGAAGCUGCAGAGGAAAGUUCACUGUCCCAACCAGGGUUGUGACUGUACAUACACCAGUGUGUCUGGGCUGAAAGCUCACCUGGGAUUGUGCACAAAGGGUGAAUUUGAGGCUGGAAAAUACAGAUGUUUGAUAUGCAACAAGGAGUUUAAUUCUGAAAGUGGAGUGAAAUAUCACAUAAACUCAGUCCACUCACAGGACUGGUUUGUAACAAACAAAAAAGCCUCCAAGAAGUUUGAGAAGUUCCUCAAGAACCAACCAAAAGAGUCAGUCCAUGCAAACAAGCAAACUGUUGACCAGUACCACUACCACCACCUGCACCAACAGCAGCAUCAUCAUUAUCAUCAUCAUCACCACCAGCAGCCCCUGCAGCAUCCACUGCAGCCUCUGUAUCACCUGCAGCACCAAACCCAGUUCCUCCAUCCGGAGCAGCAGAACCUCCACUCACAAGAAGAGCCAGAGCUCCACUACACUUCCCUAGAACCUCCAGCAGGACCUGUGUGGUUGGACAUGGACCGCAAGGAAGCCGUGCUGGGACCGGAACACAUCGACAUGCACAUGGUGGACACGAUCAAAUCAGAGGAGAACAGCGAUGAGAUAAUGGAGGUCAAAGGGAGGAUUAAGGGAGAAACGAUAGGAGAAACCGGGAUGGUGGAUGGGAAACAGACAGACUGCUUCGGUUUCAGCAGCAGUGAGGUGGAAGCCGGGCUUCAUGGCAUGCAGCGCCAUCUCGACCAGUGGAAUCUGAAACGGCCCGACAUCAUGGAGCCACAUGCUGACGCUGCAAAAUGAUGGAGAAAUGCCUGAUAGGAUCCUGCAUCAGCUGCUAAAAUAAAUGAUGCAACAGGCGGCUACUCCUACUAAAGAUGAGACAACAACAGGAAGUAUACUACAAAUAAAACUUUGAACUGAUGAAGGACGUAUAGCAAGUUGUGGAUUUAAAACUAAUGUAGUCACAAUAUUUAUCUGGGCAUUUUCACCAGUUUUUAAUGCUUUCUAAUUCUUUUAAAACCUUCCUGUCUUUGUUGUUAACCAUGAAAGGUAAAGUCAGUUCAACACAACAUGAGGAUGUCAGCAUAUUUUAAUUGAAAACGUGUUCUGUUCUCUCUGACAACACUUUGUGCCUCAUAAGUUUGAUCUGUCUAACCUCAUUUUGUUUUAUUUACAUCUGUGGCUUCAUCAGAUGAAAGACAGGAGAAAUCUUAAAGUAGCACCGACCCAGUAACUGUGUUUCUAAAAGUUUUUUUCUACUGCCUUUCUCUUAUGUGUAAAAUAGACUUUUCCAACCUUUUCAUCCUCAACAAAUGUGUUAUACUUCUGUUUGUGUGGAUCUUAAUAACAAAAAACACAUUAAGCUUUAGUCUACAAUAUUGUCAGUGUCAAAAGCACAAAAAGAGAUUAAAUAUGAUUGGUUUCCUCUAUUCAAACUGAUUCUAAUAUUAGAUGAAGUCUACAGCUACAUAAAGUUCACACACAGCAGAAAAUCUGAUAUUUUAAACACAAAUCACAAAAACUUUUACACUGCAUGAAUACAUUUUGUCAACUGAUGAAUGAAAAAAAGAAUUUAAAAUGUCCUGUUUGCAGAUUUGUUAUUGUCUCCUAAUAUUAUUCCUGAUAUUGAUAGAUUAAUGUCCAUGUUCUCUGUGAUUUACAUCCACUGUUGUUAGACAUGUUUAUUUCGGUUAUAUCUAGCUCUAAUGUUUAACAGAUAUUUUUUUCAGCUGAUGAAAUGUUAAUUAAUGUAUUUUCUUCUUGUUUCUGCCUUUUGCACAUUUCUUUUCAAACCAAACUAAAGAAUCAAGUCUUGAAUUAAUUUGUUUUAAGAGCUUCCUACUGAGCAUUUUAAAUGUUUGUAAGGUGUUGCUUGUGUUUCAAAAAGACAAAACUAUCAUUUUGACUUUUACAUAUAACACAUUCUCUGCAAAAAGUUAACUUUCUUUUUCAGUGACCUUCUGAAAUUUUCAUUUCACAGAUUGAAUUCCUGAUCUUGAAAAACUCACAUUUUGAAAGAUAUGGAUCAUGUUCUCUUUAUUGUAACAAAAAAAAUUCUAAUAAGUUCCUGUGGUAAAGUGAAAAAUAAUAGUUCUUCAAAUUCUUAUAGAUAUAAGGCAAAUAUUUGAUUCUGAUAUUUAGUCAUUUUAAGCCUAAUUUAUUAGGUGAAACUGUACAAAUGUAAGCCUACCCUUCUUAAAGUUGGCUAUUUAUAUAAUCUUUGAUAUAAGCACCAGGAAAAAAAUA